AUGCAUUCUCUCAACCUUGCGGCGGCCCUCACGGCCACCAUCAACUUGGCCGGCGCGUCCUCCAUCCUCCUCCGAGGCGGCACCAUUGUCGGCUUCGACGACCAAGCCAACUCCCUCAACGUCAUCCGCGAAGGCUCUUUGCUGAUCACCGACGACCGGAUCACCGACAUCUACACGGCGGAGGAGGCUCAGGACCUGAAGUUCCCCGGCAACGAGACCCAGAUCGUCGACGUGACCAACAAGAUCAUCACUCCGGGCUUCAUCGACACCCACCGCCACGGAUGGCAGACUGCUUUCAAGACCAUUGCUUCCAACACCUCUCUGGCCGAGUACUUCACCCGCUACGGUGAAUACGCGGCGGCUGGUCUCCUCAGCCCAGACGAUGUAUACAUUGGUCAGCUGACUGGUCUCUACGAAGCUCUGAAUGCCGGUGUUACCACGACACUUGACCAUGCCCACCACACCUGGUCUAACGAAACGGCUGAGGCUGGUUUGAAGGGUAGCAUUGACAGUGGCGCUCGAGUCUUCUGGUCGUAUGCUUUCCACAACGUCACCAACUACACUGUCUCAGAGCAACUGGCCAACUUCAGAGAUAUCGCGACCAAGGCUAGCUUCGAUGGCACCUCUACCAGCCUCGGUGUUGCCUGCGACUUCUUUGGUCCUAAUCCCGUUCUCGAUCAAGUCAAUGCUGUUGUCGAUCUUGCUAGGGAGUUCAAUGUCUCCGUUAUCACGACUCACAGCCUCCAGGGUCCUUGGGGCAUCACCAACAGCCCUGAGGACGUUCACGCCGUCGGAGCUCUCAACACCUCCAUUCCCGUGGUCUUCUCUCACGCCUCUUUCCUAACCUACCAAGGCGCCACUCUCCUGCGCUCAACCAACCAGCACAUUUCCAUCACCCCCGAGUCCGAGAUGCACUACGGCCACACGCACCCUCACAGCCACUUGAUCCAGGAUCAAGCCGCCCUUGGUGUCGACACCCACUUCACCUUCUCCACCGACAUCCUCACCCAAGCCCGUCUCUGGCUCCAGAGCACCCGUCGUCUGCUCUACCAGCAGGUCCUCGCCCACUGGAACGUCCCCACCUCCGCCCCCAUGACCGUUAACCAGGCUUUCCUUCUGGCUACCCGCAACGGCGGUCUUUCUCUGCGUCGUCCUGAUCUGGGUGUCAUCGCCAAGGGAGCGAAGGCCGACGUUGUUGUCUGGGACGGCGAGAGUCCGGCGCUGCUUGGAUGGGUUGACCCGGUUGCUGCUGUCAUUCUGCACGCCAGCGUUGGCGAUGUCGAGCACGUUCUUGUCGACGGAAAGUUUGUCAAGAAGGACCGUAAGCUUGUGGCGCCUGGCUACGCCGACGUACGCACCCAGUUCCUGGAGAGCGCCCGCAAGGUCCAGGAGACUUGGAAGGAGCUUCCCUUCCAGGCACUCACUGGCGCUUUCAGCAGCUCUGGAGCUCCUUAUGAAGCCCCGUUGGAGGUUGAUGUUCUGGCUGGCGAGGAGUCCGGGUAUGGAACCAUGUUUGUUUGA
Molecule: messenger RNA, 1521 nt
Organism: Colletotrichum karsti
Lineage: Eukaryota; Fungi; Ascomycota; Sordariomycetes; Glomerellales; Glomerellaceae
Product: amidohydrolase
Exons: 3
Coding region: 1-1521 (506 amino acids)
Cellular component (GO): cytosol
Molecular function (GO): deaminase activity
Source: RefSeq, a predicted model, not a curated record